AUGAAGUCGGCUAACAUCCUUUUGGAUGCAAAUUACACUGCAAAAGUAUCAGAUUUUGGAGCAUCAAGGUUGAUUCCAAUGGAUCGAACCCAAGUAACCACACUGGUACAAGGCACAGUAAGAUAUUUGGAUCGCGAGUACUUCUUUACCAGCCAAUUGACCGCGAAAAGUGAUGUCUACAGUUUUGGUGUGGUUCUUGUUGAGCUUUUAACAGGAAAAAUACCAGUAUGUCUUGAGAGAUCUCCAGGACAAAGAAAUCUUACAGGUUAUUUUAUGUCAUUAUUGGAAGAUAGAAGAUUGUUCGAUCUUCUUGAUGCUCGAGUUUUGAACGAGGGAAAGGAAGAUCAAAUUCUUAUAGUUGCAAGGCUUGCAGAAAGAUGUCUAAACAUCAAAUUCCGUACUUGA
Papaver somniferum (opium poppy) is the source of this 405-nucleotide messenger RNA. RefSeq names its product putative wall-associated receptor kinase-like 16. Gene Ontology annotation, biological process: protein phosphorylation; cell surface receptor signaling pathway. NCBI's taxonomy places the organism in Eukaryota, Viridiplantae, Streptophyta, Magnoliopsida, Ranunculales, Papaveraceae. Gene Ontology annotation, molecular function: ATP binding; protein serine/threonine kinase activity. The coding region runs from base 1 to 405 and encodes 134 amino acids. The transcript has a single exon. The record is from RefSeq and is a predicted model, not a curated record. Gene Ontology annotation, cellular component: plasma membrane.